GCCCCAGGGGCUGACGGGAGUGGCGGCCGCGCGGAGGAGGCCAAGAUGGCGGCAGCUGCGGCUUCGCUUCGCGGGGUAGUGUUGGGCCCGCGGGGCGCGGGGCUCCCGGGCGCGCGUGCCCGGGGUCUGCUGUGCAGCGCGCGGCCCGGGCAGCUCCCGCUACGGACACCUCAGGCAGUGGCCUUGUCGUCGAAGUCUGGCCUUUCCCGAGGCCGAAAGGUGAUGCUGUCAGCGCUGGGCAUGCUGGCGGCAGGGGGUGCGGGGUUGGCUGUGGCUCUGCAUUCGGCUGUGAGUGCCAGUGACCUGGAGCUGCACCCCCCCAGCUAUCCGUGGUCUCACAGUGGCUUCCUCUCUUCCUUGGACCACACCAGCAUCCGGAGGGGUUUCCAGGUAUAUAAGCAGGUGUGCUCCUCCUGCCACAGCAUGGACUUCGUGGCUUACCGACACCUGGUGGGCGUGUGCUACACGGAGGAUGAAGCUAAGGCGCUGGCUGCGGAGGUGGAGGUUCAAGACGGCCCCAAUGAAAAUGGGGACAUGUUCAUGCGGCCAGGGAAACUGUUCGACUAUUUCCCAAAACCAUACCCCAACACUGAGGCUGCUCGAGCUGCCAACAACGGAGCAUUGCCGCCUGACCUCAGCUACAUCGUGCGAGCUAGACAUGGUGGUGAGGACUACAUCUUCUCCCUGCUCACGGGCUACUGCGAGCCACCCACCGGGGUGUCACUGCGGGAAGGUCUCUACUUCAACCCCUACUUUCCUGGCCAGGCCAUUGCCAUGGCCCCUCCCAUCUACACAGAUGUCUUGGAGUUUGACGAUGGCACCCCAGCUACCAUGUCCCAGAUAGCAAAGGACGUGUGCACCUUCCUGCGCUGGGCAUCUGAGCCAGAGCACGACCAUCGAAAACGCAUGGGGCUCAAGAUGUUGAUGAUGAUGGCUCUGCUAGUGCCCCUGAUCUACACCAUAAAGCGGCACAAGUGGUCAGUCCUGAAGAGUCGGAAGCUGGCGUAUCGGCCGCCCAAGUGACCCUGUCCAGUGUCUGCUUGCCAUCCUGCCAGAACAGGCCCUCAAGCCCAAGAGCCAUCCCAGGCCUGUUGAGGCCUCAGCUGGCUAACCCCCUCUUCGUCUGGAAAAAGGCAAGGGGACAGGAGACCAGGCCCUAGCUCUGGGCCCUCCGUCAGCCCCCAUCAUGGGAAUAAAUUAAGUUUCUCAAUGUA
Molecule: messenger RNA, 1214 nt
Organism: Rhinopithecus roxellana (golden snub-nosed monkey)
Lineage: Eukaryota; Metazoa; Chordata; Mammalia; Primates; Cercopithecidae
Product: cytochrome c1, heme protein, mitochondrial
Exons: 7
Coding region: 46-1023 (325 amino acids)
Biological process (GO): mitochondrial electron transport, ubiquinol to cytochrome c
Molecular function (GO): heme binding; electron transfer activity
Source: RefSeq, a predicted model, not a curated record